CAAAAGUAUUUCAGUUGGAUUUAAAUUUAACAACAAGUCUGUACAGCUCGGUGAAAUGUCAAAGGAUAUAGUGAUUUACGUUUUCUGCAUGUUUAUAUGGAAAUAUUGUAUUGCAACUGAUUUUAUAGGAUCAAACAAAAUCAGUUCGACCAAUUUCAACGAUUGGCUACAGGAAGUUAAUAUUCAAUAUUUGGCUUUGAAUCAACUAUCAGCUUCAUUUGCCUGGGAUCUUAUAAUAGAUCCUAAUUCGCAUGUAUACGACGAAGCAUCACAAUUAGGCAAACAUCGUUCGAAAUGGCAACAUCAGCGAUGUACAGAAGCCGAGGAGAUGACUGUGGAUAACAUGACUGAUGUUCAAAAGCGCAUGGUUUGGCUUCUCUGUCGAGGACCUAGAUACACUGAAUACCAAGGGGGAGAACUAUCGGCCAUCUUAAAUGAGAUACAAAAUAUUUACUCUGAAACGGAAAUCUGUCUUCCUAAGGCUUUUGAUGUUUGUAUAAAUGUUAAUCGAAUCUGGGACUAUACCUAUGCAAGAACUCCAGAUAGUGAAAUAGUCAAAUUAAAUAUGAGACUGAUUGAACCUAAAUUGCGUAUCGACUUCAAUCCUCUAAAUUAUUUCGAUGGCAACGUGACAGAUGAUUAUUACAUUUUCCGAGGCCUAAAGGAUCUAUCACAUUUUUCCCAGGAAUUCGAAAUAGAUGAAAAAAUUCGUGAAUCUGAAAAAUUCUGUUUGGAUAUCGAAAGAGACUUGGAGAAAAUAAUGGCGGGAAACUUUUCUGCACUUCACAGAUUAGACUGUGCUUUGCCUCAGGAUGUGAUUGUCCGAUGGGCUUGGGAAUCAUGGAGAUUGGCAGUGGGACCAGAAAUUGGAAAUUCCUAUCCUAGUGCUGUAUAUUUGAUGAAUGCUGGAGCACAGAAUAAUGGCUACAAUGACAUUGGAGAAUGCUGGCGUGAAGAGCUUGAAAUUCCAGAUUUGGAAAAUUUUACCCAAGAACUUUGGCAUAAAAUAAAGCCCUACUACCAACUGCUUCAUGGGGUGUUGAGGAAUGUUCUAUACAAAAAGUUCCAGAAGCCUGAUUUCAUGGAUAAAAAAGGUCCUAUUCCUGCACAUCUUCUGGGUAACAUGUGGUCUCAAGAUUGGAGUAGCUAUCAUAAACUUUUAUCACCGUUUUCCGAUGUUUACAUUGAAGAUAACGUCCGUAAUUCCAACUGGAGCACUCUUGAUAUGGUCAAAAGAGCUGAAGAUUUCUUCACAUCAAUGGGCAGAAAUCAAAUGACCCAGAAAUUCUGGGAUCAUUCGAAAUUUGAAAAGACCAAAAAUAACACAAAAUGUCAUGGUAGUGCUGGCAACAUGUUUACAGGCGAUGAUUAUCGCAUGAUAGUUUGUGCCGAAACAACACUAAACGAUUUUUAUGUGAUUGUCCAUGAAAUGGGACACAUUGAAUAUUACAUGCAUGUUCUAAAUCAACCACCUCUCUUUCAAGAUGCAACAAAUUCUGCAUUUGGUGAAGCUAUUGGUGAUGCCAUCUUUUUGGGCAUCAUGAGUCCGCAACAUUUGAUUAGACUGGGAUUGUUGAACGAUAAAUUUUUAGCUCCAACGAGAAAACUUUCAACUAGAGAACUACGAGUUGUUCAUGAGAAUAAUGAAGCAAAAGAAUUUCGUAAAGCUCCAAUUCCAAAAAGUUCUCCCAAGUUCACAACAAAUGAUGUUUUUACAUUGGGUGAUACAAAAUAUCCAGAUUUUGAUUCAUUAAAUGCAAAAAUGGACACAUUUAUGCGUUUUAAAGAUGUUCAUGAUAAAUCAAUCAAUGAAUUUGAUUUAUCACAUUUGUUGCGUUUAGCUUUAGAGAAGAUUCCACAUAUUCCGUUUGAGUAUAUUUUGGAUCAAUGGAGAUGGAAAAUAUUUAGUGGAGAGAUCACAAUGGAAGAUGCAAAUGCAUAUUUUUGGAAGCUGAGCAUGGAAGAACAGGGUAUACAUGCACCAGAUUGGAUAAAUCGAAGAGAUAUGUUUGAUGCGGCUGCUAAGUAUCAUGUGGCUGAUAAUACUCCAUACGUAAGGUACUUUCUUUCAAGUUUUCUCCAAGUGCAAAUCUUCAAAGGACUCUGUGAGAAGACAGUUUUUGGAAAAUUCAAUACUGGCCAAGAACUUCCAAUGCCUCUUCAUCGCUGUGAUAUUUAUGGUUCAAAAAGAGCCGGUCAUAUUUUAAAAAAAGCUCUAUCCUUGGGUUCAUCAGUUCAUUGGAGUGAAGUCCUCUACAUUCUAACUGGCAGUCGUGAAAUUUCCGCUCAACCCCUAAUCGAAUACUAUCAGCCAUUGUUUACAUGGCUUGAAAAAAUUGCAAUAGAAUAUGAUAUUCCUAUUGGAUGGUGAAUACAAGACAAAAAAAAAAUAAACCAUUAAACAAUAAUAAUUGACCUUUUUGUUGUAUUAGUUUAACACAUAUUAUUCACUUGUAAAGGCUUUUAACAUUAAUUAUAAUAAUAAUUAAAAAAGA
Messenger RNA from Episyrphus balteatus (marmalade hoverfly), 2495 nucleotides. RefSeq names its product angiotensin-converting enzyme-like. Gene Ontology annotation, cellular component: plasma membrane. NCBI's taxonomy places the organism in Eukaryota, Metazoa, Arthropoda, Insecta, Diptera, Syrphidae. The coding region runs from base 56 to 2371 and encodes 771 amino acids. Gene Ontology annotation, molecular function: metallopeptidase activity; peptidyl-dipeptidase activity. Gene Ontology annotation, biological process: proteolysis. The record is from RefSeq and is a predicted model, not a curated record. The transcript is spliced from 9 exons.